AUAGACGGGUGAGGGCGAGUAAGGAACGGAGAGACUUCCAAAGUCUAUAAAACUAGUAAGUACAUCGUAUCCAAUACGGCCAGACACACAUACUUCUACUACCGCCAUAUCCAAUCUCUUUCCCAUACUUCACAACCUACAAUUGCGGAACAAAGAAUUCGAAAAGAAGAAAGCAUUUUUUUUUGUUAGAUCUCCGGCUAAGUCAGAAAUUCAGAAUCCCAGACACAAAAGUGUUUUUGUUUUCCUAUAAUGGGCUUUGAACUGCUGGAUCUUGAUUUUGGGGAUUCGAGUUGAAAUGCAGCCGAAUCUGUUCCCGUUCGGUACCGUUUUGGGAAAUCCAUUCUUGUUCAAUGGCGAUUUGAGCGAGGGGUUCGAGAGCUCUAGGGUUUUCUUCUUGGUCCCGUUCUUGUUGUUCCAAGGAGGCGGGAUGGAUUUGUCCAAGGUGGGUGAGAAGAUUCUGAGCUCGGUUAGGUCCGCCAGAUCACUUGGACUUCUUCCUUCUACUUCUGAUCGCCCCGAGGUUCCUGCCCGUGUUGCAGCAGCAGCAGCUGUUGCUCAUGCUCUUGCGGGAUUGCCUCCGCAUCAGAGGUUUGAUCUGCCAUCAAGUUCAGAAGGGCUGAGAUCGAUAUAUGGAAUCAGACCUUCUGGUCAAGUUGUGGAGGAGUUAGAGGAAGACUUUUAUGGAGAGGACUUCGAUCCAAUUAGGCAUGUUUUAGAAAAUAUUCCAUCUGAUGAAAAUGACCUGGCGUAUUUUGAGAAACAGGCAGCUCUUAGAUUAGCUCAGCUUGAUAAAGUGGCAGAAAGUUUAUCUCAUCAUGUUAUGGAGCAUCAUGAAGUAAUGGUAAAGGGGAUGAAUCUUGUCCGGGAGUUGGAAAAAGACUUGAAGAUUGCGAAUGUCAUCUGCAUGAAUGGAAGAAGACAUCUAAAUUCUUCUAUGAAUGAAGUUUCGAGGGACCUGAUUGUAAAUUCUAAUUCCAAAAAGAAACAAGCUCUUCUGGAUAUGCUUCCAGUUUUAACUGAGCUUCGUCAUGCAGUGGACAUGCAAGUGGCACUUGAAUCUCUUGUUGAGGAAGGAAAUUACUGCAAGGCGUUCCAAGUUCUAUCUGAGUAUUUGCAAAUCUUAGAUAGUUUUUCAGAGCUUUCAGCAAUGCAAGAGAUGAGUCGUGGUGUGGAGGUAUGGCUGGGAAAAACCCUUCAAAAACUGGAUUCACUUUUACUUGGGGUUUGCCAGGAGUUUAAACAGGAGGGCUAUUUGACCGUGGUUGAUGCUUACGCACUAAUUGGGGAUGUAUCUGGUCUUGCUGAAAAGAUACAGAGCUUCUUUAUGCAGGAGGUUCUGUCAGAAACACACUCUGUAUUGAAGAAUAUCGUGCAAGAGGAUCAGGAAGUCAUGGAAAAUACUAGACUUACCUACAGUGAUCUAUGCCUUCGGAUACCCGAAUCUAAGUUUAGGCAGUGUUUGUUAGCAACACUAGCUGUUUUAUUCAAGUUGAUGUGUUCAUAUUAUGAGAUUAUGGGCUUUCAGCUGGACAAUAAGGAUUUGGCAGGUCAAACUUCAAAUACAGAACAGAAGGAAAAGGACAUUUGUUUGAGUUCAGGAGGGGUUCCACAAGUUGAUUCGGAUGCAAGAAAUUCUUUAAAUUCCCAAGAAAUUAAUGGCUCUCUCUUGGAAUCUGUUGAUGGAAAGCCUGGUUCAUCUCCGGAAGAAUCUACGAGCACCAGCUGUUUAGUUGAGACUACCAAAACUAACGUUACGACUAGUUUAGACUCUCAAAAUACAAUUGAUGAGGCUAGGAAGGAUUAUAGUACGGCAUCUAGUAGUGGAUCCCCAUGGUAUCAACUGCGGAAAGAUGCUACAGCAUUUGUUUCACAAACCCUUCAGAGAGGACGCAAGAAUCUUUGGCAACUCACAACUAGUCGUAUAUCUGUAUUGCUUUCUUCUGUUGCUGUUUGCUCUACAAGCAUUCACCAAUUCUUGAAAAAUUAUGAAGAUCUGAAUGUCUUCAUCUUAGCUGGGGAAGCCUUCUGUGGAGUUGAAGCGGUUGAGUUCAGACAGAAGUUGAAGAUUGUUUGUGAAAACUAUUUUGUAGCAUUUCAUCGGCAGAAUAUUUACGCACUUAAAAUGGUUUUGGAAAAGGAAAAUUGGCAAAACUUGCCACCAGAUACGGUACAAGUAAUAAGUUUUCCUGGGCUUCUUGGUGAUGGAGCACCCAUAAUUGUUCCAUCUGCUGGGAACUCUGGUAAUGCCAGGGUGCUUCCUUCCAAUAAAUCAGCAAGCUUGGUUGAUACCAGUUCGAAGCAUGGGUUUUUACAUUGGCUUGAGAGUGGAAAUCCGUUUCUGCAAAAAGCAGCAUACGCUUCCAAAGAAGGCCAUACUUCCCCACUUAAUGGGACUAUCUGCAGUGAAUUUGAUGGAAAUAUAAGUGACAGUUCUCAUGGUGAUAAGUUCUCACCACGAAAGAGUGAUGUAAAUAAAAUCAAUGGCUCUGAAUCUAUUUCCGAGGAUGAAAACGAAGAUCUUCUUGCAGACUUUAUUGAUGAGGACAGUCAACUUCCAAGUCGAAUUUCAAAACCCAAUCUUCCAAGAAGAUACUCUUCACAUUGGAAACACGAAGAGAUAACAGCCCAAACAGGAUCCUCUGUUUGUCUUCUAAGGUCCAUGGAUAAAUAUGCAAGGCUUAUGCAGAAAUUAGAAAUAGUGAAUAUUGAGUUUUUCAAGGGAGUAUGCCAGCUGUUUGGGGUUUUUUUCUAUUUUGUAUUUGAAACAUUUGGUCAGCAAAAUCCCAGCUCAAGUGGAAAAAGCUUAACUGACUCUCUUAAUUAUCGGCUAAAGACAGCCUUAUCCAGAAUAACACAAGAUUGUGAUCAGUGGAUAAAAUACCAGUCCUCUUCACCCACCUCCUUGAACACAUCAUAUACGAAUGCGGAUGUUACAUCUAUGAGUCCAUCCAGUACAAAUUUUGGGCACUUUCCAGGAACAUCUUUCGGUCUCAAGGAAAGAUGUGCAGGUGCUGACAGUUUAUCUCUUGUUGCUCAAGUAUUGCAUAGAUCUAAAGCUCAUCUCCAAUCGAUGCUUCUACAAAAAAAUGGAACUAUAGUUGACGAUUUUUAUGUCCAUCUGGUGGAUGCUGUGCCGUUUCUUGUAGAGCACACACAUAGGACAACUGCAAAACUACUUCUCAACAUGAAUGGGUAUGUUGAUCGGAUUGCCAAUGCUAAAUGGGAAGUGAAAGAGCUUGGUCUAGAGCAUAAUGGGUAUGUUGACUUGUUGCUGGGAGAAUUUAAGCACUAUAAAACCAGACUUGCUCAUGGGGGAAUCCGCAAAGAGGUUCAAGACCACCUCUUAGAGUAUGGAGUUGAGAUCGUUGCCGAAACUCUCAUUGAAGGUCUAUCUCGAGUUAAGCGGUGUACAGAUGAAGGAAGAGCUCUCAUGUCAUUGGAUCUUCAGGUUUUAAUUAAUGGUUUACAGCAUUUUGUGUCUGUAAACGUGAGACCCCAAUUACAGAUGGUUGAGGCCUUCAUCAAGGCUUACUACCUACCUGAAACUGAAUAUGUACACUGGGCACGGGGUCACCCAGAAUACAGUAAAAGCCAAAUCGUUGGGCUGAUCAACCUUGUUGCUACCAUGAAAGGCUGGAAGAGAAAAAACAGGUUGGAUGUACUGGAGAAGAUCGAGUGAGGUGUAGGCUGAGGGUUGUAUAUCUUCAGAUGUCUUGGUGCAUGGAUCAACUUGUUAUAUAUGAUUUAAGAUCUUCCCCUUUUAUGGGAAUAUCAAAUGUAAUUUUGGAUCACAUAAUAGGUGAAAUAAUGAGUUUAUAUUGAAAUAUUCAAGGCUCAAUUCUAUGUUUUCUUGCAAA
Carya illinoinensis is the source of this 3857-nucleotide messenger RNA. RefSeq names its product syndetin. Gene Ontology annotation, biological process: endocytic recycling; retrograde transport, endosome to Golgi. The transcript has 26 exons. The record is from RefSeq and is a predicted model, not a curated record. NCBI's taxonomy places the organism in Eukaryota, Viridiplantae, Streptophyta, Magnoliopsida, Fagales, Juglandaceae. Gene Ontology annotation, molecular function: SNARE binding. The coding region runs from base 296 to 3679 and encodes 1127 amino acids. Gene Ontology annotation, cellular component: EARP complex.